Messenger RNA from Caenorhabditis elegans, 1013 nucleotides. It is a transcript of the gene sri-26, whose product is annotated as Serpentine Receptor, class I. The coding region runs from base 45 to 1013 and encodes 322 amino acids. The record is from RefSeq and is marked reviewed. The transcript is spliced from 8 exons. Lineage: Eukaryota; Metazoa; Nematoda; Chromadorea; Rhabditida; Rhabditidae.
UUCUCAGGUACAACCAAAACUAGAAUAUUUUUAUUUGAAAAGUCAUGUCCGAAUACUCGAACAUUGAGUUUGAAGUUCCUCAAUUUUUAAUUCAUCAUUACUAUAUUUCUGGGGCAAUUGCAGUAGUGUUCAAUUGUUUAGUUAUUUAUUUUUUGAUUUUUCAUAGUGGACGAAUAGGUUCCUUCAAGUUUUAUUUACUAGGUUUUCAGAUUUCAUGUGUUUUGCUAGUUUUCCAUGCGACAGUUCUCAUGGAACCACUCAGUUUAUCGCCAAUUUGUGCUGGUUAUAGCAAUGGAUUACUAUCCAAUACGCUUUCGACUCAUGCACUUUUGACAAUUUUCGCACUGCUCGUUAGCUCACAACUAGAUAUUCUAUCCAUAUGUUUUUUGCAAAAGCAUCGAGUCAUCAUGAGACUUAAGAGUUUACCAGUUAUAUCCACAGGAAUGUACACGUCGAUUAUUGUAUUUUCAAUAGUUUUCCAUUUAUCUAUGGCUUUUACACUGAACAUGAGCAAUGCAAGUCGCGAAAAACAGAUGGAAAUAUUGGAUAUUCUAUUUCCCGCACUCUCGUUCAAGUUCAGAAGUUUACCAGAAUUUCAGUACUAUGCUUUCAACAGCUGGAUGAUAGCUUUUGUCACACAAACUAUGUUCGGAACCAUGAAAUCAUUUGUAUUAGUAGUCAUUAUGGUUAUUCAAAUGUACAGAACAUUAAAGGAAGUUCAGUGUAAACUAUCGAGCACUACAAUUGCAAAGCACAAAUCUGCUCUGAGGAGUUUGGUUGCUCAGUUUUGCACAACCCCAAUUGCAAUGCUUCCCGCUGGAAUCACCACUUUAACAGUGCUUUUCCCCAGUCAAUACUCUCAAAAAGUAUCCUGGUAUUGCAUGAUGGUAAUGACGGCCCACUCGACAAUUAACUCAAUAGUUAUUAUUCUCACUUAUCCCGAAUUCAGAAAACGUCUGUUCUUUUGGGAGAAGAAUUUGAAAAGAGCGUCGGUUGUCACAAUUGGCAGGUGA